AGCUGUACCUAACCACAGACACAGGACUGCAAAAAGUACGAGAACAUCCUUUUUAAUGCAUUAUUCAGUACAAACUUCACACACUAUUAAAAUAAACGUGAAAAGAGCCUGUUCAAUUCUAGCGGGAUGGAGUUUACAUUGGUUUCAUGAGUAAACGCAUCAGCCUUCAGGUCGGUUGAUAUGGAACAGCCUCCCAGCAACUCGGAUGGUUUACAGCCUCAGGAUCUGUCCUCCACCUGCAGCCUACCCAAUAUCUUUGAUCUGUCAAGAAACAGCGAAGAAUGUCUGUUGAAAUCGAACCCCAUAGAUGCCUUGCAUGUUGUCCAGACACCAGGCUGGUUUGUCAGUCCUGGGACCAGCAAUGGGAUGCUACUUCCAGAGAAUGACUCUGACCAGUUGCCACUUCCCACAGACCAGAUCAACCCAGACGAUGCGUUUUCCAACACGACUGUCACACUCUCUUAUGUAAGCAGGUCACAUGUCUUCUCUAACCAUAACACCCUCUCAGAGCAUUCCCCAAUUUAUGGUGUUCCAUCCUUAACUAAGGCUUUCGCUCUGCACCCUGCUGCCUAUGAUGCUAGCAAGCUGGUAACAGACACAGGAGAUGUCACAGAUCUCUCUGUGGAUAUGGACCAACACUGCCUUCAGCAGGUGUCAGUACCUGUAGGACUGGCAGCCUGCGACCAAUUUGGGUUUAUGUCCCCAGCUCAGGUUGUUGAAAAUGUAGCAGCAUUCUGCUACCUUCAACAGCCUCCUGAUUUGAGCGGUUUGCAAGAUGUGGAAAACAUUGCUUUGGAAACGCUCAAAUCUUUACAACGAAGCAAUCCCACAGAGUGUAGGUUUCCCAUAAACAUGGCUGAACUUCAGAAUGGAGCUGCUAAUGGCUUGUGGAAUGUGGGACCGUUUGAGGGAGGCUUUCCGGAGGGUCAUGCUACAAACGCAGAGGGUUUACAUAGAGAUGGCAACCCUGAGGUAGUCUUUCUGAUCUCCAGAUCUGAGCCACCGAUCAUUUUACAGAACAACCAGGGGCCUGCAAGCUUUGCGAUAUCUUUAAACCAAGAUUUUAUUAGUCCGUUAGAUCCUGAGUCACCCCCUGCUGCCUCAGUGGAUGAAACUGAGGAUGUUUACUCCUUGCCACAGGCUGCAAGUUCUCUAAGUGGAGACGGUUCAUUCGAAGGACAAGCAGCUGACAUUAUGCAAGAACAUUUGGGCAAAGAGUUUGAUCCCACGACAGGAGAUGCUGCAUCAGAAUUCAUCACCAGCACUUAUGAAAAACCAACAACUGACAAAAUCACAGAGUAUAAGUCAGCACAGGUCAACGGACUAUCUGAAGGAAAAACAGAAAUAUGUAAGACAACUGACAUUUUGUGUUUUAGUGGCAGUUCGCUCGACACAAAGAAAACGUUUAAGAGAAAACUGCCGCCAAGAACUAGUAGAGGAAUGAGGUUGGGAGCCAUUGUUCAAAACAUCUACCCCACCAGAUACAAAUCAAGUCGCGUCUCUAAUAUAAAAAAAGCUCAGGCUAGAAAGAACUCUCAUUUCGGCUCCAAUCAGGAUGCGUCAUCCAACAAGAAUAUCGAGCACAUGCUGGACAGUAUAUGCACUGUUAAUGAGGCAGUGGAAUCUAAUGAAAAGACAGCUGCACAUUCACAGGAAGAAGAAACAGAUGUCAGAGUUUCAAACAGAUGUAAAACCACAAUAUCUACCUCAUGUUCUAAAAACAAGAGUGUUCCUGAACCGUCAUGUGAUCACAAGCACACAAAGACAUUAGACGUUUUGUUAAAUUCCACAAAAAGAGCAAAGAAACUACGACAGAAGGUUUCGAAAAGGUCCUCAGCAGGAACAGGAAACCUUAACUCAUUACCAAUAUUGAAAACCUCUAGAAAAGGCUGCCCUGCAAAUCUUCAGAGUCCAAUUAUGGGUCCGAAAAGUUCAGCUGCUACAAAGAAAUCUAAUGCCCCCAAAAGGAAAAGGAAGAAAUGCAAAGUUGGCCAUACUUCCUUGUUUUUACCCCCGGAACCAGAAAUCAAACUCAAAUAUGUGAACUACAAAGGAGAGAAAAAGGACAUACGGGAUAAGGCCUUUGCCCCCUAUAUUCAUUUGGAACUCAAAGACAAUCCAAACUGUACGGUUGUCAACUAUCCAGAGGAGAGUUUCAGGCUCAAGCAGGGAAAGCAGCAGGGGUCCGUUGGGUUCAUGUGUGGUGUGGUGCCUGCAACACCUUGUUUGCAAUAUGGGCGAGUCUCCAUGGGUGGUGCACAACGGGGUAGCCUAGUGUGCUGUCUUUGUGGCGGCUCUGCCAAUGCUAUGGAUCUUGGUGACUUGCAUGGGCCAUAUUACCCUGAGGGAUUCAAAUCUGUCUCAAAAACUCUUACUAAUCCACAGGAAGAGGAGGAGGACCAUAGUGACACAGAUUCCUCUUUUAGUGUUAAGAGUGGACAGCAUGAUGCUUCCACUCCAGACACUUGGACUAGUAAAUGUUUUCACAAAUUAUCAGAGUCGACAGCUUUGAUGACCUGUAAAAGAUGGACCAGUGAUAGUGAGCUCUCUAGUAGUCCUACAGCUAAGAGACCUAAGAUGGAUGCUGCCACUGAGUGGUACAGCCCUCCUGUGGUUCCUCUUGACAAUAAUGAGUACUGGCUCCAUGAGGACUGUGGCAUAUGGUCAGCAGGUGUCUUUCUGGUCAGAGGAAAACUGUAUGGACUUGAAAAUGCUGUCAAGUCAGCAAAAGAGUCGUUUUGUUCAACUUGUCAUAGAAGGGGGGCUACAUUGGGCUGUGUUUUCAAAGGCUGCCCAAACAAGUAUCACUACACAUGUGCAAUGCAGUCAGGUUGUAUAUUAAACGAGGACAAUUUCUCAAUGAAAUGCAGAAAGCACAAGAACAAGUCCAUCCAAGGUUCAUCAUAUAAAAUUACCAGGUGACACAGGAGGAAGAGGAUGCUAUGCAAGUGACGUGGAUCUCUUCAACUCCAUUGGCGUCUUCCUGUGAGUACGCCAGCCAUGGGACCUUCACAAUCUUUAUCUGUUGACAGAAAGGCCUCUUCAAAAUGCCAACACCCAUAAACCUUAAUCAUUUUGCUGUUGCACUGUUCAUAACAUCGGUCACACAAAUGGCACUUUGUAAGAUUCACACUAUUGAUGUAAGGAGUGUGGUAAUAGUGACAAGUAUCAGAAUGAAUUGCACAUUUAAGGGGCUCAAAGCAGAAGACAAAUCCUUGAAACCUAAACCACAGCACAAAUUCAGUCGGCUAGUUUUAUUUGGUAAUAUUCCUUUUCAAAAUAUGUUUGUGUUAUUUAUAUUUUGGGGCAAAAUGAUUUGGGGAAGUUCAUAGUGUGUUAAUAUGUUAAUUUAUGACGAAAUUAUUUCUACAAACUGAAUUUUAAACAUACCGCAUGUUAGAAUGUUAUUCACUCUUCAGAGUGAUGUCAUAAUAUUAUCAAAAUAUAGCUUCAUUAUCAGCUCUUUAUAUAUUGAAUUGGUGUCUUGUCACUAGUCUGAUUCAUUAAACCCCCAGAAGGCUCUUUGUCUGGUUUGAAGAAGUGAAGGAAAUAAUAUGAAAUUAGAUAGCAAACUCAUGAGAUUAUUGUUAUUUUUUAAUAUGUUGGUUUUAGAUUGUCUUUUCUUCCCAAGUGGUGGAAACAUAUGAAAGCACUUUGAAAGGGGAAAAAUAGAUUUUUUUUCCAAGAUAAUGUUGGUGGAAAAUUCAGAUGGUCCCAAAAUAGUCUCUAGUGUUUCUUGAACUUUACAACCAGCUGUAUUUUACGUCCCUAAUAACAGCUUGUUUACACACCCACAUUGUGAACGUGAUUUAGUUUAAUAUUCAUUUGCAUUAAUUAUAGAAUGAUUUAAAAUAAUAAACAAUGAAACAUCCAAUGUCUAGAUACAUCUGUUUUAGUAUUUACUAUAUUGUGUAAGUAAUUAUGUAAUAUUCAUUUUGGUUUUACAGAUUACAGAUGUGGGUUACAUACAACUUCAUUUUAAUCACACAGUGGUGUUAUGGAUUUUAUUAAUGGUUCUAUAUACGUUCACAUUUAUAUGGAGGCUCAACAGCUUAAUGGUCCAUAUAUUGGAGGAAUGUUCCAGGUUCAAUAAGAGUUAACCUCAGUUGACAGCAUUUGUGGCAUGUUUAUUACCACAAAACUACAUUUUAACUUGUCCCUCCUUUUCUUUUAAAAAAUAAAUCUUGCUACAUUGAGGCACUUACAGUGGAAGUAAAGAUCCUUAAACGUCAAAAUACUCACUCGCCUUAAACCCGAAAACGAUUUAUUCAACUUUACAGCUCAAAUAAUACACAAGUUUGAUCAGAAUAAUGAAUGUAAUUACUUUCUGCCUUUUAAAUCCACCAAAAAUUGUCCUCAAUUACUUCCAUUGUAAGUGCCUCACUGUAACCCAGAUUCAACAAUCAAAAUACAUUUUUGUGGCAAUCAACAUUAUGCCACAUUCUGUCGAUUGAGCUGAACUUGUAUUGAACACAGAAAUAUUCCUUCAUGGAUAACUAGUAUAAAUGACAAGUUUAAAUUAAUAACAAACAGUAGCAUAUCAUUUAGUUUGUUUUGUUCUGUAAUGACAAUUUGAUCCCAUCAGGAAUGAUCUGUGGAAAAAUUAUCAAUUUCGGACAAGGAACUUGAUCAAAUUAUGUUCAGGACUUCUUAUGAACACUAAACAUUUGCUUUUACAGUGGCUGAUCCUUUUUGAGUUUCCAUUCAACUUUUGUGUGAUAAAACAUUUUUGUCGCACUCUACCUAUUUUAUAUGGAAAUUAAUUCUAUUACCCUCUCAUUUUCAUUUGUUCAUGCCUUGCUAAGACAAAUCUUUAGUUUUUUCUCAAGAUCAGGAAGUGCUUGUUUCAAUUUCUGAUGGAAAAGGGAUCAUGAGACUCAUUCUGGAACUGUUCAGUGCAUUAAAUCCACCAAUUUUAUUUGUUUGUGUACAAACUAUUUAAAUGUCAAUAGUUUUGUCCAAAGGUUAAGAGAUGGAUUUGUAAUUGUGCCAGUUAUACACUGACAUAAUCUGGUAACUUGCUUGUGGAAAGGUCAAUGUUGACAAUGUCUCUGAUUGUCCAUCUGUAUUAGUGGACCUGUGUUGUGUGCCAUACUUUUGUUCAGGACUAUAGCUGUACAAAUUUUGUGCAAAUGUCUUUUGUUUGCUGGAUUGUUUUGUUUUUUAGUUGUUUUUUGUCUAAAUUGAAGAGAUUGAGUGUUACCGUCAUACCAAAUGUUCCAUUGUUAAUAUUUUUGGAUUGUUUUUAAAAUCUUAAUCUCAGGGUUGAGCAGGGUUCUUUUGCGUUGUUGACAUUCUUACCCCAAAAUAUAUUUAUCCUUCACUGACUAAACCCACUUGGUCAGAUUAAUAAA
Molecule: messenger RNA, 5354 nt
Organism: Xyrauchen texanus (razorback sucker)
Lineage: Eukaryota; Metazoa; Chordata; Actinopteri; Cypriniformes; Catostomidae
Product: transcription factor 20
Exons: 6
Coding region: 181-2922 (913 amino acids)
Biological process (GO): regulation of transcription by RNA polymerase II
Cellular component (GO): nucleus
Source: RefSeq, a predicted model, not a curated record